Molecule: messenger RNA, 2658 nt
Organism: Vicugna pacos (alpaca)
Lineage: Eukaryota; Metazoa; Chordata; Mammalia; Artiodactyla; Camelidae
Source: RefSeq, a predicted model, not a curated record
UUUGUGACCUCCGAUUUCCUCUCAGCGGACACAGCACCCCCUCAGGAACAUGCCAUCUCAGCGAAGGAUGCCGGCUGGCCUCCACCCAGAGUGGGGUCAGCAAGCCUAGCCCAAACAAGCCAGAGGGGGCCCCAAGCACCCAGGUCACUGUCGGGGACCCCCAGGCACUGGGUUCAGGCUGCAGUAAUUCAGGGAGCAAGUUUCCGAGGCUGGAAAGAUGUGACUUCUCUGUCUUACAAGGAUGAUGAACAGCACCUGCUGGAAAGGCGCAGACCCCCCAAAUCCAGAGGAACAAAUUUACGAUUAAAAGAAGAGUUGAAGACUGAGAAGAAAUCUGGAUUUUGGGACAAUUUGGUUUUAAAACAGAAUACACAGUCCAAGAAACCAGAUGAGAUUGAAGGUUGGGAGCCUCCAACACUUGCCCUUGAGGAUGUGGCAGCCGACUCAGGGGACACAGAGAGUGACCGUCCGUCCCGGCCAGGUUGGGAGGAGGGCGCCAAGGGCUCCAAGUACACCAGCCUGGCCGGUGCAGGGAACAGCUCCCGCUGGAGCCUCAGGUCGGCCGGGAAGCUAGUCAGCAUUCGCCGGCAGAGCAGAGGCCACCUGACGGACAACUGGGAGGAGCUGGAGUGACGGUGUCCGCGGACGGCGCAGCUCCCAAGUAUCAAACCAAAAUCUGCCUAGUUUUGCACUUUUGCAUCUCAUUUCACUCAGAUUCUUAGAGUUUGCCGCAUCGUGGUGAUUUUUCAGUAGUGCAUCCAGUUGUUUGGUCUUCCCCCUGUGAAGAGAGCAGGGAAUCUGCUCUGAGCUGUUUCAUUUUUUGACUGUCCUUUUCAUAUGCUGAUUUAGGGAAUUCCCAGCAUACUGUGAUUCCGCAGACCACACAGCGACUGCCUUACCACGGAAACACCCACUCCCUGUCAUUCUUGCUGCUGAAAAUGGAGACAUGAGGCGUUGACGCUGUCCUGGGAUGACUGCAGUUCUCCACAAAACCGUCUUCCCGCGUCCUCGGUCGUGCUUCUCUGCUCCUGACUUGACACCUUCUCUGCAUGUAGCACCUGUGUAGAGUCUACGACACAAGAAUGUAGCGGUUGUGCAAUUCCCUUCUGUUGCCAGAAAUCUGCAAUCCAGGUGUAGAAUGAAUCUUCCAGUUACGUUACACUGUGUUUAACCUGGCAAACUAAACUCUUCUUUUGUAUUAAAUUUAAAAAUAUGUAAGUCAUUUGAAAACUGCAGAAGCCAAGGCUGUGCUGGACCCAGCACGAAACGCCACCACUGCCUGCAGACGCAGCUUCGUCUCCUGCCUCCAGUGUGUGCGUCAGGUGGUGACGGUGGUUCUUUCUUAUUUACUUCUCCUGAACUUUUGAAUAUUGAUCUUUAUUUUCUUCUAAAAAUUUGUUCUCCGUUUUUGAUCGCAGAUUAAAGAAUGCUAUAAAGCAUGGAUCAGUUUUAGUAACUAGACACAAUUUUUGGGAAAUACGGACUUGCUCGUUAUGGAGUUAUGAUUGUAUAAAAUGCUGGAAGUGCCUCUCUCCUGCACACCCAGGGUUUUAUUUCCCUUUGAUAAGAGACUGAGGUUGCUGCUGGAGCCCUGGAGCUGCCACACGGUAGCACCACCCCCUCCUGUGUCUCUAGACUUGAACUGUGUCCUUGACUGAGUGACCUCAUGUCAGGUACCCAGGCACGUGUCUCCACGGUGGGACAGCUCAGAGCCACAGGAGCACGGGCCUGUCUUAGGUAACGGAGGUUCUGCGAGAAGUUACAGGUUUCUUUGGUUAAAGCCUCCAGUUACACUGUGCGCUCUUCUCAUAAAAAAGGCCGCCCUCCGGUUGUUCCCCGAGAGUGUCUAUGCUGUUCCAUUUAAGGGGCGUCGUGGGCUUUCCCACGGGCUCCGGAGGGGGACAGAGUCAUUACCAUCUGUCAGUCCAUCUGCCUGUGUCUCCGUAUCAUCUCUUGUUUUAACAGAACAAGAAGUUUACUUCACUGAGCCCUGGAAGAGGAACAUGUUGUAAGUGGUGUUCAAAUCCAUUUUGUGGAGAUUUUUGUUUCUUAACAGCAGAGUUGGAAACCUUGCUCCUCAGGUAGAUAGCUGAGCACGUAAAGGCACUUGCUGUGGUUGUGCAGACGGCUCUGAGCAUGGUCCGCGCUGUGUCACAGCAGGAGCCACUGUGGGUGUCUUGUGCCGAUUCCUGCAUAGAGGUGGCGGCAGGGACACUGAGACUCUGGGAAGUGAGCCCCGUGGGGUUGGGGGUGGGGAUGCUGGCCCCCCCCAGGUCUGCGCACCCGCGAGCAGUGACAGAAGUGCCUGUAGCCCCUCUUGGUUGACGCCCCCAGGAUGCACCUGUGUAGUGUUGUUUCUCAAUGUGAAGACAAAGCCAGAUGGGGUUGGAAUACGCAAACCAUACUUCUUAUCCACAAAAAUGAAUGUGAAAAUGAAUUUUUCUUAUGUUGUAUCUGAUCAAAUGAAAGUAACUAUGUUUGUGGCUUUUAAUAUAUUUAUUGGCGUGCUUUGGGGGAAAAUAUUUUUUCUUGAUAGAAUUUACCAAAGCAACUUUGUUUUGUUCAUCAUUUUUAAUAGGAAGGGGACUGACUUCAAGGUAGAAUUCAUCCUUAAUGCUGAGGUUUCUUUUAAAUAAAGACGUGGUUUGUAUCCUCUCA